Molecule: messenger RNA, 3198 nt
Organism: Gadus chalcogrammus (walleye pollock)
Lineage: Eukaryota; Metazoa; Chordata; Actinopteri; Gadiformes; Gadidae
Gene: fbxw7
Product: F-box and WD repeat domain containing 7
Exons: 14
Coding region: 701-3058 (785 amino acids)
Biological process (GO): ubiquitin recycling; proteasome-mediated ubiquitin-dependent protein catabolic process
Cellular component (GO): cytoplasm; nucleus
Molecular function (GO): ubiquitin binding
Source: RefSeq, a predicted model, not a curated record
UUAUGUACAAAGACAUCAUAUUUCAGCGCCACAUGGUGGACAGAAAUCCACAUCAUCACUUCGCGACACAUUUACGAGUCGUUGGAAAGAAAUCGGUCCAACUAUCCCGGCAGUUCUUGAAGAGGCGAUGAAAGGCAAAGCACAUUUUCAGUCUUGGAUGUAGCCUCCUCUCACAGUCGGAUGUAGAUCACUGUUACUGAAGGAAUUUAGUGAACUCGUAGAUCUGGCCAGUCGUCAGCGUGACAGACCCACUGCUGUCGCCGUGUUUCGCUAGCUGGCUCACGCAAAUAUUGGUUGCUAUCGUUAAAUGCAUUGUACUAACGACAGGGGAUAGCCAACCGGCUAGCUAAUUGCCUUCUCCGUGUUAGCAUGUUAGCAAUGCUAGCGCUAGCUACCUUCGCUUAGCCACAGAGUUGUUGUGUUGGUGGGAAACCAGAUUGGAAAAAAGCGGAGAUAGCAUCGCAGGCUUUAGCAUUGGACACAGCAGGACUCGGAAGAUUUCAUCAUUUACAAUUGGAGUGAAAAAUAGACGCAUGCAAACGAGUUUGUUUCUUCGUUUCCACGUUUCCAAGACAGUUCCAGCCCUCUUGGUAGGGACCAGCCUUGAGGGGACUCAAACACAGACACAAUCCAUGCCAAGCCCUUCUCUUCGUCAGACAGCCUAGGGAAGGUUCAGGAGGUAGCAAGCUGGCUAUUGGAAAUGAACCAGGAUCUGCUGUCGGGGGGCAGCAGCAGCAGGCGUCGGCGGGGCGGUCCCGGGGGUCCUGCGGCGCAAGGUAACGCCCCCUCGGCUGCCCAGACGCCCCAAGCAGCGGCUGAGGAGGGCGAUGAAGACGAGCACAUGAACAGGGUGGUGGUGGAGGAGGAAGAGGAGGAACAGCAGCCGCAGCAGCCCCAGCAGCAGCUCAGGGCGGAGGUCGACGGGGAGCGGGAGGAGCCAUGGGCGCCCGGCGAGUCGGGGGUCAGCAACGGCCGGCGAGACGGGGCCGGCGAGGAGGGGGGCGAGGAGCCCCGCCGCCAGGAGGCCCCCGCCGACGGGCAGGCCGAAGGAGGGGAGAAAGGAGCCCGCUGGAUGUGGGGGGAGGACCGGCCGGGCGCGCAGGGCGAGCCGUCGGUGGGGGAGGACGAGGACGAGGAGGAGGGGGAGGAGGAGAACAACAACAGUAGCAACCAGCGGGAGGAAGGGGAGGAGAGGACAGAGGGGGGCCGGAGGGAGGAGGGGGACGAGGAGGAGGAAGAGGAGGACGAGGAGGAGGAGAUGGACCAAGACAGUGAUGACUUUGAACAAUCUGAGAGCGGGAGGGAGGAGGAGGAGGAGGAAGAGGAGGACGUUGAGGGAGAGGAUGGACUGCGCUCUCCCUCCCUCAGGAACAAUCUUUCUGUCCACAGCCUGGACUCGGGUCGCACACACCAAAGCUCGCCUAACAAAAAGAAGAUGAAGAGGAAGUUGGACCAUGGCCCCGAGGUCCGAUCUUUCCCUUCUGGUAAAAAACCCUGCAAAGGCACAGAGUAUCCAAGCCCAACGGGGAUAGUCCCAUGCCCGGCCACGCCCACCACGUUUGGCCACAUCAGAACAGCCAACGGUCAGGGGACACAGAGACGGCGAAUCACCUCCAUCCAGCCACCCACGGGUCUCCAAGAAUGGCUCCGGACAUUUCAGAGCUGGAGUGGCCCGGAGAAGCUACUGGCGCUGGAUGAGUUGAUCGACAGCUGUGAGCCCACGCAAGUCAAGCACAUGAUGCAAGUGAUCGAACCACAGUUUCAGCGAGACUUCAUCUCCCUGCUGCCCAAAGAGCUGGCCUUGUAUGUGCUGUCAUUUCUGGAGCCAAAGGACCUCCUCCAAGCGGCCCAGACGUGUCGCUACUGGCGCAUCCUGGCCGAGGACAACCUGCUGUGGAGGGAAAAGUGUAGAGAGGAGGGGAUCGAUGAACCCUUGCUGCUCAAGAAGAGGAAGGCGGCAAAGCCCGGCUUCACCCACAGUCCGUGGAAGAGUGCCUACAUCAGGCAACACAGGAUAGACACCAACUGGAGGAGAGGGGACCUGAAAUCACCCAAGGUGCUGAAGGGUCACGACGACCACGUCAUCACAUGCCUCCAGUUCUGCGGCAACCGUAUCGUCAGUGGCUCUGACGACAACACGCUCAAGGUCUGGUCGGCUGUCACGGGGAAGUGUUUGCGGACCCUGGUGGGCCACACGGGCGGCGUGUGGUCGUCCCAGAUGAGGGACAACAUCAUCAUCAGCGGCUCCACCGACCGCACGCUCAAGGUGUGGGACGCGGAGACGGGAGAAUGUAUCCACACCCUCUACGGGCAUACCUCAACAGUACGCUGCAUGCACCUGCACGAGAAGAGGGUGGUGAGCGGCUCCCGUGACGCCACGCUGCGCGUGUGGGACAUCGAGACGGGCCAGUGUCUGCACGUGCUCAUGGGCCAUGUGGCGGCGGUGCGCUGCGUGCAGUACGACGGGCGCCGCGUGGUCAGCGGCGCCUACGACUUCAUGGUCAAGGUGUGGGACCCGGAGACGGAGACCUGCCUGCACACGCUGCAGGGACACACCAACCGGGUGUACUCGCUCCAGUUUGACAGCAUCCACGUGGUGAGUGGCUCCCUGGAUACGUCCAUCCGCGUGUGGGACGUGGAGACGGGGAACUGCAUCCACACGCUGACGGGCCACCAGUCGCUCACCAGCGGCAUGGAGCUCAAGGACAACAUCCUGGUGUCCGGCAACGCCGACUCCACCGUCAAGAUCUGGGACAUCAAGACGGGCCAGUGCCUGCAGACCCUGCAAGGGCCCCACAAGCACCAGAGCGCCGUGACGUGCCUGCAGUUCAACAAGAACUUUGUGAUCACCAGCUCGGACGACGGCACCGUCAAGCUGUGGGACCUGAAGACGGGCGAGUUCAUCCGCAACCUGGUCACCCUGGAGAGCGGCGGCAGCGGCGGCGUGGUGUGGCGCAUCCGGGCCUCCAACACCAAGCUGGUGUGCGCGGUGGGCAGCCGCAACGGCACCGAGGAGACCAAGCUGCUGGUCCUGGACUUUGACGUGGACAUGAAGUGAGGCGGGGCAGCAGCAGCAGCAGCAGCAGCAGCAGCAGAAGAGGACGAAGAAGUGGGGAGGAAGAGACCCAGGGGGGCGGAGGAGGGCGUGUGGAGGAUGGAAACGCACACACACAAACACACAAUACAGAGCAGGGUGUA